Micropterus dolomieu (smallmouth bass) is the source of this 2407-nucleotide messenger RNA. RefSeq names its product transmembrane protein 203 (gene tmem203). The record is from RefSeq and is a predicted model, not a curated record. The coding region runs from base 318 to 734 and encodes 138 amino acids. The transcript is spliced from 2 exons. Lineage: Eukaryota; Metazoa; Chordata; Actinopteri; Centrarchiformes; Centrarchidae. Gene Ontology annotation, cellular component: endoplasmic reticulum. Gene Ontology annotation, biological process: intracellular calcium ion homeostasis.
CGAGGUUUCUCAGAAGGUGAGAAUAAAAGCCUAAGCUACGAUGCUAACGGCUUGUUAGCCUUGUGUGCUGACACUUUUGCAUCCAGCUAGAUGGAGGAGAAAACGCGUGACUCUUGUUAAGGGUUUCCACAGAGACCGAUCGUCCUCCUCCGGGUGGAUCUGAAGAUGUAGCCAAGAGUGAAGUGGUUCAUCUCUGUGGUACCUCACCAUUCCUGCCCAGGCAUAAUCAGAAACCCCAAACUCUGGAGCACUUUCACACCUAACCAGGCCGUCCUCAGUCAGUCCGUCCCUGGUUGGAGACACUGCUGUCCCCAGCUAUGCUGUUCUCCCUGAGGGAACUGGUCCAGUGGCUGGGCUUUGCCACCUUUGAACUCUUCCUCCACCUGCUAGCUUUGCUGGUCUUCAGCAUGCUGGUGGCUCUGCGAGCUGACAUGUUCACCCCUACGCUGAGCUGGUGGCUAGUGUUCGUCCCGCUGUUUGCUGCCGACGGCCUCAGCACCUACUUCACUGCCAUCGUGUCCAUCCGUCUUUACCAGGAGAAUGAGAAGCGUCUUGCGGUGCUGCGGCUCCUGUGGGUGCUGACAGUGCUCAGCCUGAAGCUGGUGUGCGAGGUGCUGCUGUGCCAGAAGCUGGCGGAGCAGGAGCAAGCGAGGGACCUGUGGUUCGGCCUCAUCGUGUCCCCGCUGUUCAUCCUGCUGCAGCUGCUGAUGAUACGAGCGUGUCGUGUCAACUGAUGAGAGGUAGUCGCACACAGCGAUCACAGGAAAGGAGAGAACUCCUUGUUUGCCAUCAGAGAUUUAAAGCAUAACAGUGGUGUAAUUAUUCUUUUGGCUCAUGGCCACUUUCUUUUUAUUUACAAAAAAAGCAAUUGUGCGUUUUCAAACACGUGUUCCAGGUCUCACCAGAAUCCAGUUUUCUAUUAUUUGUGUUUACAAAAACUUCAAAACGAACACAAAUUUUUACUGCUUACUAAGUUUCAAUGCAGUAUUUACAAAAAUGAAAGUGGACUGUCUACUCUGUGUUGCUAAAUGCUAAAAUACACUUUAUACACAAAGUAUGUUGACUCCCCUAUCAUUUAUAUUAGUGUCCUGGUUUGGACCCCUUGGUUCCAGUGAAGGGAGAUCUUACUGCUACAGCACACAGUUAUAUUUUAGACAAUAGUGUGCUUCCAACUUUGUGGCAACAGUCUGGGUAAAUGCCCUUUCCUGUUUGGAGGUGGCAGUGCUCUCCUGCACAAAGCCAGGUCCAUAAAGAAAUGGUUCUUCCAGUUUAGUGUAGAAGAACUCGAUUGGCCUGCACAGAGCCCUGAGGGGUGAACUGGAAUGGAGACUGAGCCAGGCAUUAUCACCCAACAUCAAUGUUGGAGCAAACCCCUGCAGCUAGGUUUUAAAAUGUUACGGAAAGCCUCUCUAGAAGAGUGGAGGCUCUUAUAGCAGUACGGGUUUGGAAUGAUAACAAUAAUCUGAGAAUAACAGGGUGACUACAUUAUUUUUGCCAUGUAGUGUAAAUAUACUUAACGGUAACUAUUGUUUCGUUGAACCUUGUGUUGAUUCCGAAGACUGAAUGGAAGAAAAUUAUACCUAGACAACGAAUGCCAGUGGUUUGUCUCCUUUUAAUCCGGAUGGAUUAUGGCUGUAUGUAUUUUUUUGUUUGGGGUUUUUUUUUUUAAGACUUUUAGGAAUACAUAGUCAGAUCAGUAAAUGUGUGUCUGGGACAUGGUGUGCCUUUAACAUUGUCCAAUCAAUGGUAGACAAUGAGCCAUGAGGAAAUUUAUACCAGAGUUAUGUUUUAAUGCACACGUGCACACAAAUUUAAUAAACUGGUGAAACCGAAAAGCUGUAAUGCCCCAAGCACCUCUUUUGGGCAACUGUCCCAGGUUCAAGGAGUUCAAGGAAUUGCUGCAGCUUUGUUGCUUUUUCCAAGCGGAAGACAUUGCUUUGGGCACACUCUUGGUUAGGUUUAUUAUCUUGUGUCUCACUUUGUUUCCUUCUGCUGGGAGUGUUGCUCACACAUUUUCGUCCCCCAAAGUUGCCUAGCUUGGUAAUUCCAUCAGUGAAAAUGGUCUGAACGGCAAGAAGCUGGUUCUGAAACUUGCUGUCGGCUCACUUUCUUACCCCCAGUGUAGAAGAACUGAAUGUGAUUUCCACGAGCAGUCAAUUGUGUGCACAUGUCUUCCCUGGACAUUGCUGUUUAUUUGUACAAUAUGUAAUGUAUUUGAUUUGUUGUUUGCUCCUACCUUGUGUAUGUGCUGCAUGUAUUUAAGGCCUCAUUUUAAGGUAAUUCUCAGUGUGAAUUUCUGUGUAAUAUGUUGGUUUUGGAGAGAAAUUCGCCAAAUCUUAUUUAUGUUCUUGUUAUUGGCACCCUUAUAUCAUCUGUAUAUACAUGUAAAUAAACCAUCAACAUUUAA